Messenger RNA from Microthlaspi erraticum, 615 nucleotides. The record is from the annotation of a GenBank genome assembly. Lineage: Eukaryota; Viridiplantae; Streptophyta; Magnoliopsida; Brassicales; Brassicaceae.
AUGGCAAUCUCCGGCGGCGCAGUGGAAUUUCUCCGGCGACGGCUACUCCCAACGACGCUUAUCCACGUCACGGCUCUAGACGGGAUCGUCAACGUCAAUUCCCUCUUCUCACUUGCUCUUUUCCUCGGCCUCACUACAAGCGGCAACAUCACCUUCCCGGUUUCCUCCUCCACCACCGCCGGGGACCAACAUAUCCGCCGGUGUAUCGCCGCAAAAGGCCCUAUAUUAGCGGAGAGGCUAGUCUCAUACCACGUUUACUCCUUCAGCUUCUUCCUCUUCUCAAGCCUCAUCGCUAUGUCUAUAAAGCAAGCCAUCAGAACAACAACAGCAACAACGAACGAGCGCGUUGUGGAGGAGCCGCGUGUGAUAAACGCAGGAAUGGGGCGCGUGAAUUUAGCGGCUUUGAGAGUUGGGAUCGUGGCUUCAUGUGUCGGGUCGAUUUUGGGAUGUGGGUUCUUGACAAUGGCUUUAGUGGAUCUUGUUCAGAUCAAACUCGGACCAUUGGAAUGUAAGAGAAGCUUUCACGCACUUGCGGCGAUUGUGCCUCUCGUUGUGCUUGUUCCUGCUGCACUUGUUAUCUACGUCUUACUUGUUCUCUACGCUUUCAUUUAUUAA